AUGUUUGAUCGACCAGUUGCCGUCCCUGCACGGGGAGCAGGCUUUCUCUCUCUCCUCUCUACACAUGCUGAUCUUGUCAGAAAGGAAUGGCCUUCGCUUCCCGAGAAUGCACCGGGCAAGUGGACGAGUUGCUCUUUGCAACAGGCCGUUAGCAGCGAGUUCUCCUUUGACUCACUGAAGUCCUUGAAUGAAGAGGCUGCCAAGAUUGCCGCAGGUGAGUUCUCCAUCAGCCAAGCCGACGAGGCGGACACCAAGGAGGAGCUCCAGUCGGCUCUCCAGCAGAUCUGCCAGUGCUGCAAGGAGCAGGUUGUGACCUUCCAAUUUUGUGGAAGACGUCCUGAAAGUAGAGAGGUGGAGGUCAUCUUGGAGACUUUCCUCACACUCAUAUGGACGCGGCUUCCAGCCGCACUUUACGCCUUGGGCUGGAGUGAUGAGGCUUCUUUCAGCCUGUUGAAUCUGACCUGGAUCUUGGGCGCCUUCUUUGGUGCCAUGGUGGGCUUGGGCCGGGCCUACCUGCCGGAGGAGGCCGUCACCAACAUGAACGUCUGGGUCCAAGCACUCCAUGGUCCCAGUGGCUGUGCCGCGUGCGGGCCUUGGGUCUUGGGACUGGUGGUGCUCUCGCUGUUGACGGCCUUUGGAGGGGCUUCAGUGGGGCCUGAGCCAGUGGUGAUCAUCAUGCCAUCUGUGGUCUAUGUGGGCAUGGUGAAAAGAUUGCUGAACCCUUCAGUGCAAGUGUUGAGAGUGGCAGCACUAGCAGGGGGAGCAGCAGGUUUAGCAGCGUUUUUCGGCCUGCCUUUGGCCAGUGCCUUUUUUGCGAUGGAAAUUCCACACAUGGACGGAGCCGAAUUUGCUCUAGAGGCCUUUUCAGCCUGUGUGGUUGCAGGUGUGGUUGGAACCAUUGUGGGGCACUGCAUCUGGGAGCCCCAACAACUGCUGGGCAACAGUCGCUUUUGGUUUCCUGGGGGCGAUUCUCCAGACCAACCCGAGAUCGCCUCCCGGCAGUUUGGCAUGGGUGCAGUGGCCAUGGGCAUUUUGGCUGGUAUCGUGGGGGGCCUCACGUCCUACCUGCUGGUGACAUUAAUGAGGGGCUGGCAUCCUUUCUUCGAACACAUCAAGCACAUCAAACAUCAGCACAGAUGGAGGGCCUUGCGCUACAGCUGCCUACUGGCGGUGGUGGGGGCCGCCAACGCAGCCAUGUCCUUUCUCUAUCCCAGUGCUUUGUGGUGGGGUGAGGACCAACUGCAGGUCGUGCUCACACGUGGCUGUUCUUUUGGUGCAAAGAUCUUCCCUGAUUGCGAACCAGUGAAGCUCAAGUAUCUGUACGAGAAACUCAUCUACAAAGAUGCCAUCGUUGCUCACCCGGGCAUCUCGAUGUCAGGCUGGGAGAUGUUCGGCCUGGGUUUGGUGAAGCUGGUGAUGAUCAGCAUAUGCGAAGGUGCUGGCUUCGUGGGGGGUCCCAUCUAUCCCAUCAUCUUCGCCACUGGGGCCAUGGGCAGUGCCCUGGGGGCCUCCAGCUGGGUCUCGGUGCUCGGGGGGCAAUACGUCUACAUUUGCACCGCUGCAGCCAUGAGCACAGGACUGGCAGCCCUGCUGCACACGCAGGUCUUUGGAAUCUUGAUCGUCAUGGAGCUGCAGGCCAACAUUCCGCAUGGCAGCGUGAGCUCCCAAACCAUUGCGCUGAUGACCGCGGUCUAUUCCUUCUACCUGCUCACGCGGAACUAUGUGGCACCGUACUUCCAGUUGGUGUCCCAGCAGAAGCCGCGGCAGGAUCUGCAGUACGUGACCCCUGAACCUGAAGCGGACUCUGACUCGGAUGAGACCACAGACACAGACCUGGAAAUGGAGCGAGUGCGAACCGACACAGAAGUGGUGGGCACCUUAUCCGAGACCACCGGCAGUGAUGGUGAUGAAGUGGAGCCAAAGUCUACCAAGAGCUCCAGGAAACCGUCCAGUCCGCAGCUUUAG
This is a messenger RNA of Durusdinium trenchii, 1965 nucleotides long. The record is from the annotation of a GenBank genome assembly. NCBI's taxonomy places the organism in Eukaryota, Dinophyceae, Suessiales, Symbiodiniaceae.